AUGAAUCCUUCGCAUCCUCCGUAUCCCGGCACAGCCGCACAUCCAGAGAGUUUUGGCAAAAGGAUCGCAGACCCAAGCAUUGAGGUGAUCGUCGGCAACUCACCAAAUGUCUUUAGCUGGAACCUCCCCAUUGCACUCCUCAGUUCCCACUCCAUCUUCUUCGCCAAAGAGAUCGCCCGCCUCAACGCCAUUCGCACCGACAAGGUAGCAAAUAAGAAGUGA
Messenger RNA from Pyrenophora tritici-repentis Pt-1C-BFP, 222 nucleotides. RefSeq lists its product as uncharacterized. NCBI's taxonomy places the organism in Eukaryota, Fungi, Ascomycota, Dothideomycetes, Pleosporales, Pleosporaceae. The record is from RefSeq and is a predicted model, not a curated record.